GAGGCGGGAGCUGCUCCGCUCCGCUUGCUUCGCUGGUCGGCGCCGCGGCGGGGGCAGCGCGCGGGGGAUGCUGUUGUCUCGGGACUCGGCCCGGGCCGGCUGCUGCUGCAGGACGGAGGCAGAGAGUUUGAAUCUAAAUAUGCAGCUCUUAUGUGGAUUCAGAAUAUAGUUGUAUCAAAAGGUUAAAUCCCACACGACCUGUGAAUGUGGUCCAGAGGCCUGCAGCAUGUCAAAGAAUACCAGCAAAAAUGCAAUAGACAACCUGAAUUUCUUAAAGAAAACGCAACAGAAAUUUUUCUCUCUCAUAUAGCUGGACAACUUAGCUACAUGCUUUUGACCUCCGGUUAAUUUAAUGGAGAUCUUCCUGUCAGGAUAUCAGUUGAUUUUGUAAAUCUGGGACCUUUGUCACAAACGUGCCUUUGAACUUACAGCAAAACAUUUUAUUGUUUAGAAAACUCAACUAUUAAAAAAAAAACAACAAAACAAAAACCAUUGAAGAAUCAUGUCCAAAAACUUAGAGAUCAUCAAUUUAUCAUUUUUGCUGGAGCAUGAGAGGGAGAUGAUAAUGGGCGUAUUGAAGAGAGAUGAGUAUCUGAAAAAAGUUGAGGAUAAAAGGAUAAGGAAACUGAAAAACGAGCUGUUAGAAGUGAAAAGGAAAGGUGGAAACCGUCACCGCCAGCAAGAGAGCAGCAGGGUCUGUGUUCGUUGUCAGAAAAACCUGGGCUUAAUCUUCGACAGGGGGGAAUUGUGCCAAACAUGCAGACUCAGAGUUUGCAGGAAGUGCCGUGUCAUGGGAAUUGAUGGGAGCUGGAAGUGUGCAGUAUGUGACAAGAUUGCACAACUAAGGAUAGUGACAGGGGAAUGGUUUUUUGAAGAGAGGGCCAAGCGCUACAAGCAGUCCAACAUCCUUGGAACUGAUGUUGUCAGACAGUCCAUCCUACGCAAGGUCCCAGAUACAGUUCCCAGUAAGGAUGAAGGAGGAAUGUCUAAAGGUCAAGCAGAAGAGAACAUGCAGAAUGGGCCUGAUAUAUCAGCUUCUUCAACGAGCACAGGGAAAUCACUCUUCAGUGGACCCAGAAAGAUAGGGAGGGUCCUCAGGGCAGUAACCAAAGGAGAAAUUGCAAUUGGGAAAUCUGACAAUGGAAGAAACAUCAAUUCAGCAGCUGAAACCCAAAGUCUGCAUAAUGACAAGCCUACUCCUUAUUCAGACAGGGGGAGUACUCUUUCACUGGGUAGUAAUGAUGCGGAGAGCAUACCAGGUAACCUGAAAGGCACAGUGGUUCCAGCAAACCGGAGUAAUGUGUCUACUCCAGUUCAUCAGAGAUCACCAGCACCCAGCACGCGUGGCAUGACUCCAGAUUACAGCAAGGAAGCUGAUUUAGAAAAUGGCACUUCUAUGUCAGGAAGUGAAAGCAUACCUGAAAACUUAGUGAAGAGGCAUUGCAGAAAGGCAUCUGGAACACCUUCAAUAGCAGUUUCUAGGGUUUCUCUCUCAUCAGAUCGCAGUAGAUCUGAGAUAGAUUUGAGUGAAUCUUUCUCAGAAGGAAAUGAAGAUACUUUAAGCUUAAGAAGCAAAUCUGUACCUGGAGAUUUGGACCAGGACCUGGAUUACCUGGAUGUGACAGAGGAAGAUAUUGAUGACAUAGCCUCUCAUUACUCAAGGAAGAGUGGACAUUUGUCAAGUGCAUUAUCAGCAAAUUCUCCUACAGGCUCUGACAGGAAGUGGACCUACUUAAAUGUGCCUGAAGCAGAUGGGGAUACUACUAGCAUUAACAGCCUGAUGAGUGUUUAUAGUGAAACUGGGGACUAUGGCAACGUGAAGGUCAGUGGGGAAAUACUUCUCCAUAUCAGCUACAGCUACAAAACAGGUGCCCUCAACAUCCUUGUUAAAAGCUGCAGAAACCUGGCCAUAGCAGAUGAAAAGAAGCAAAGGACAGAUCCCUAUGUCAAAGCAUACCUCCUGCCUGACAAGUCCCGCCAAAGUAAACGCAAGACCAAAAUCAAAAGUAACAGCACCAAUCCAGAGUUUAAUGAAACACUGAAGUACGUGAUCAGCCAUACACAGCUAGAGACCAGGACCUUACAGCUGUCUGUCUGGCACUAUGACAGAUUUGGUCGCAACAGCUUUCUUGGGGAGGUGGAAAUUCCCCUUGACUCCUGGAACUUUGAAAAUCAGCGUGAUGAAUGGUUUGUGCUCCAGCCCAAGGUGGAGAUUGCAGCAGACGUUGGACUUCAGUAUAAAGGAGAGUUGACAGUUGUUUUACGUUACAUUCCCCCAGAGAGAAACUUAAUGCUUCCGCUAGGACAGUUCCAAGGAAAGAAGAGCUUAAAAAAAGGAAAGAAAGGUGACUCUCAUUUGCCGUCUGGGGGUAUAUUGGAGGUCCUGGUUAAGGAAGCCAAGAAUUUAACAGCUGUGAAGUCAGGAGGCUCAUCUGACACAUUUGUGAAAGGAUAUCUGCUCCCAGAUAACAGUAAAGCAACAAAACAUAAAACUCGAAUAAUAAAAAAGAGUGUGAACCCCCACUGGAAUCACACCUUCACUUUCAGUGGCCUGAACCCCAGGGACAUUCACAAUGUCUGCCUGGAACUGACCGUUUGGGACAAAGAGUCAUUGUCAAGUAACAUCUUCCUGGGAGGUGUCCGCUUGAGUACUGGACUCGGCUUAAGUAAUGGCAAGGAAGUUGACUGGAUGGAUUCUCAAGGGGAAGAGCAGCACCUCUGGCUAAAGAUGAUUGACAAUCCUGGAACUUCUGUAGAAGGCAUGUUAAUGCUGAGAUCCAGCAUGGGAAAACGCAGGCUCUGAGAGGAAACAGCCUGCAGAGAGGACAGGGUUCUGCUGCUUUGAUGACAUGACUCUUAAUGACCACUGGCUACCACAAGUAUGCCUGAAUUUAGUGGAUUUAUCUAUUGUAACUUUGCACAACUGAAAGCAAGGAAGAAAGAUAUUUUUUACCUUGGAUUUUCAGAGUUGUAUUAUAAUGCAGUCUGCACUUUCAUGUAUCCAUCUUCCUCACCUCAUACCUUUUCCAUACUGAAAAUUCCUGCUGAAGUCAGUGAGGAUCUUGUCUCCAUACAGGGUGCCUCUCUACGAGACACUAUAUCACCAUAGCAAUGAGCUUCUGCACCAUAGCUUGUUGCUAUGGCGAUGUAGCUUUGCUGGGCAUGAACCGUGAUGCCAACACUACUGCGCAGUAGCAGCUAAAAAUAACCAUGCGGCGAUGGGACUGCGUAGUAAUGCUGGUUACUGCACAGUCAUUUAGUACUUGGUUGAGCUGUCCCUUGCAGGGGUGGGGGGUGAGGCCCUGUGCUUUGGGGGGCCCUGCAGACAGUGUCGUACGGGCCCCACUCAGGGUGCCACCACUCUGCGUGGCCACCGCACACUGCUAGCUUCAUGCUCCGGCCACUCGCUACCCCCCACUUCCUUCCCCUGCACAGGCUGCACACAGGCUGAUGUGCUCUAGGCCCCACACACUUCUACGGAUGGCUCUGAUACUUGGUUAAGGAACUACUAAAUGACUGCACAGUAACAACUGCGUAGUCAUCUGCUUGUGUGGAUACGGCCACAGAGUCCCAAACUGGACCUCUUCUCUCUCUUGCUAAUAGGAGUAGGGCCUAGCAGAGUCUCCACUUCUGGAGAAAACGGUGCAAGCAGAGGUUCAGUUAUUCACUUGAUGCCUAAUGCUUAUUUGAAUGUGUGUAAGGGCAGGUCAUAAGCAGGCUAAAAGAGAGAAAGAUAUGGUAUAAACCAAUUUCAUAUACAUUUAAAAUUGUGGUAUUUGAAGUCAGCCUGGAAGCCACCCGAUCUCAAAUAGUCUGAAUCUUUAAUGAUACCUCUUUCCCCUGUUUACUGCUUCAUUUAGUUAAGCUGUACAUGAUAGCAACAGCAAUCACAGUAAAGAAAAGCCUCUGUGCUACCCUGCACAGUACAGCCAUUAUUGGGAAUUAGGCAGCAGAUGUGCUGACGUAAAGUCCCACAGCGCCCGGUGGUGAUGUGUGCCCUAGGUGUUUGAAUGUGUUGUAUAAAGCGCUGGCUGGGGUUCAACUUGAUCAAAGAGCCUCUCAUGAAAACAGAUUAUUACACAUCCCUAAGCAGCUUGCAGAAUGAAGCAUCAUUGUUAUGUUUAUCAUUCCCUUAAUAGUUCAAUCUUGCCAGGAUUUUCAGGAGUCCUUGUGCAGAGGGGAAGAGAAUCUCAAAUGUUUGCCAUGUCUCAUGAACUGUUGAUGUGUGCCCAGGUGUUGUAAGGUAAGGGCUGAUUCAAGAAAGCAUUUAAUUAAGCAAUUUAAUUGUGACUUAAUUAAGCACAUCAUAGAAUCAUAGAAAAUUAGCGUUGGAAAGGACCUCAGGAGGUCAUCUAGUCCAUUGUGUGUGUGGACCAUCCCCAAUUAGAUCAUCCCAGCCAAGGCUUUGUCUAGCCAGGUCUUAAAGAUUUCCAAGGAUGGAGAUUCCACCACCUCUCUGGUGAUCCUGUUCCAGUGUUUUACUACCCUCCUAGUGAGAAAGUUCUUCCAAAUAUCUAACCUAAACUUCCCUUGCUGCAACUUGAGACCAUUGCUCCUUGUUCUGUCAUCUGCCACCCCUAAGAACAGUUUAGCACAGUAGUUUUCAACCUUUUGGGGUCAGUGUACCCCCAGCAGCUGGUCAAGAAGGAAGGAGUUCCUUGGUGGCCAGUCAAUGAGUGUGUGUGUGGGGUGGGGGGGUUCCCCAGUGGCCGAUCGGCAAGUGGGUGGGGAGGAGCCUCAGCAGCCAGUCGAUGAGCGUGGUGGGGGGAGGUCCUCCCAGUGGCCGAUCAGCAACUGAGGGUGGGGGGGGGUCCACCCCUACAGCUGAUUGGCGAGUGUGCCAGUGGCAUGGCAGUGGCAGAAGUGCCAUACCCCUAAUUGAAAACCCAGCUCCAUCCUCUUCGGAAAACCCAGCUCCAUCCUCUUCAGAACCACCGUUCAGGUAGUGGAAGGCUGCUAUUAGAUCCCGCCUUCCUCCUAGUCUUCUCUUCCCAAGCCCUGUGUUUUCCUUUGCUUGAACCAGAAACAUUUUCUGAAUGGGUUGAAAUCCCAUUCAAGCUUAUCUUGCUGCUUUGUUAAUCAUCAAUAAUGAUGCAACUGAGAUGCAGUUUUGCUGCUGAACUUUGAUAUGAAUCCAUGCACUAACAAGGCAUCUUAAUAGAAUUCUUUUCUUCCUUUUUCAUUUGCUCCAUACAAUAAAGAAAACCACCUUUUUGUAUUACUUUGAUAAUUUUAUUUCCAAGGACUUUGUACCUAUUUAAAUCUGUCCUAAUAUCAAUGCACAAGGAACUUACACAGAUACAAUACUUGUGUGACUUGAGUCCCUUGUCCACUGAGAAAUAGACCCCUUUGUGUACAGAGCAAACUGUUUUGUAAACCUGGUAAUAGGCUGCAGUUAUCUUUUUAACCAUAGCAGUACCACAGCAAGGCAGAAUAAUGGAUCCUUACUGAAUCCAGCAGGUUUGGUGUGUGCAGUGCUAGGUGAUUCAUCAUGCAUUUGCCCUUGCUACAGGCCCACAUACAAAUCUAAAACAGCCUAGUAAGAUGGAGUAAGCUACAUUUCAGCUGAAUGAUAUUAAAUUAGAAUUGUAGUUCCCUCAAAAAUACUUCUUUGCUAUUUUUAUCUUCAUUAUUUUUCAUGUAUUUUCUUUUAGGGUGCAAUACAAUAUUAAUGCACAUUUUUAAUAAGUAAAACCAUUAAAUAAAUCAAUUAACUCUUUUUCCACCCCCCACCCAUCCCCUCCACAUUCACUUGCUCUGCAAGUCCUGCUUUCUCGUUUUGGUCAAACAGAAUUUAGAAUCUUUCAUCUUUUUGUAUAGAAUAAUUACUAGAAUAAUGCUGAUUUGAGAGGUCCAAAUGCUGCUGUUCUCGGUGCAGCAAUAGCUGAGGAUCCAAGUUAAUAACUGAACACAAAGGACAAAUGGUUAAAUAACUCCAGCUUGAGAUUCAACUUAAGGAACUGAAACUGGAGAAAUACUCUUUUCCAACAUAGUUAUAUCUACUCAUUUAGAACUGAAACCACAACCCUCAUAUUAUAGCUUUUAAAAUUCUCUUUUAAAAUCCUAUUUUUUUAAAAACUGCUUUGUUUGGUUUUGGUUUGAGUUGCAUGAACUAGCUGGAUAUGACAGUAGUUAUAUUUUGAAAUCAUGAAGUAGUAAUGAGCUUAAAAAUCAUAUGUGUGUGCAUGUAUAUGUGUAUAUAUGUAUCUUUAUACACAAAAAGGUGUAUCUUUAUACAAGUAUAUACUACACACACACGCACACACUAUAUACAUCUUUGUCCAAGAUGUAAAAAAAAGUUUGGAUAAUGUAAAUUAUUUGUAAAAUAUGUAUUUUAUACUGUAUAUCAUAUAUAAUGCACAUUAAUAUAUACGUUAUAUUAAUAAUAUGCAUGUAUAAGGAUACACAUUUCACAAAUAAUAACUUACAUUAUUCAAACAUUUUUUUUAAAUCUUGGACAAAGCUUUGAAACGUGACUACUGAUUUUGGGUGCUUGACUGAGAUACCUUUAAAAGGCUCUGAUUUUCAGAGACUGCAGAGCAACCAACCUUUGAAAUCAGGUUCUCUGAAAUUCUCAUGUGGGGACCCGAAAUGAGUAGUGGCUCCAGGAAACCUUGGCCUUAAAUUUCUUUCUUUGCUUCGAGUCUUCAUUUAUUUCUGGAAUUUCACUAAAAUAGGAAAGUGAUGUGAGACUAGUUUAUUUUCCAUCAUUUGUAUUGUCCUGUUCUCAUGCAUUUUCUCUAUAGUUGGGGCUACUUCGGGAACAUAAAAAUUAAAGUACAUGUUUCACUUUUAUGAUUUUUUUAAAAUAAUUUUAAUUUUGUUUUGUCUUUUACUUUUAAAUUCUAUAACAUCUCUUCUUAAAUUAUCAGCAAUUGUUUUGCCCUCCAACAAAGCCACUUUUAAUUUGUGGAGUAAACUACCUCAUUUCUCCAACAGAUUUGGAAUCUGGGGGCAUUUUUACACGUGCUCCAAGAGGCGUGGGGGGGUGCUUUAAUUAGCAACCCAUGCUAAUUAAAAGCACCCGAGCAUCAUGUGCAUCUGCGUGUCUGUGCUGAAAAAUGGUGGUGGGGCACUUUGAACUAAAGCUGAUCACAUGAUCAAAGUACCCUGCCACCAUUUUUUAGAGUAGGGAUGCUGAGACAGGUGAUGCUAAAGUCUGGUGGAGCGUAGUAAUUUCUGCGCUCCAGCAGACUCAACUAUUCGAUUUCCAUCACAUCAAGGAGGCUCCUUGCACAUCUAGAGGAGCCCUUAGGUUUCCACAGUGGUUUAUGCCACAUCCAUGUAUGUGUUUUAGGAGUAGUCACAUUAUGGCAGCAUGGAAGCUAAGCUUUAAUGUUCAUUUGCUACAGGCUAGUUUACCAAGCUUUAGAAGGGCAAACAAACAUUUUUAAGCUACAGAAAAGUUUUGGGAAAAAAUCUUGACUAGUCCUACAUAAAUCAUUGAUCACUGGGGGAAAAUAAGGUUAACCUCAAAGGAAAGAAAAAAUAUCUUUUUCACCAAAAAGUGAAACCAAAUUUAAAAUCAUAUUAAAGCCAAAUUUAAAUCAUUUUAAACCAAAUUUAAAAUCACAUUAAGCAGUUUCAUUUGUAUAUACAUAUUGAACCUUUUAAAAAAUUAUAUUUUGCUAAUUUUGGUCUCAAAAGAUUGCUUUGAAAUGAAAGAGUCAGAAUGUUUGGGGUUUUUUUAUUUUAUUCUCCCCCAUUUUGUGGUCUGAAAUUGCCUUUUUGGGAAAUUCGAUGUUCAUCUGACAAAAAAUCAACCCAGUUCUAAUACAGAUUUUUGCCAUUGAUUUCACUAAGUCCUCAUUUUAAUAUUGAGAAGUAUGUGCCAGAUAAUAAAUAGAAACGCCAUUAUCUGUGAAAAAUACUGAGGACUAUGAGAUUCAACUAUUUAAUUUUGAGUGAGGAGCCAUUUCAGUUGAGAUGUUCCUUUUCAGUGCGACGGAUAGGUUUUGAAGCAGUAUGGUGACAGUAUUUUGCAGCUCAGCUACAACAGUUUUGUGUUGUUUUAAUAUUCAGGACCUUUCACACUCUAUGCCAAAUGAACCAAUGCUCAGUACAAAGCAACACAGUGAACACCAAGGCCACUUGGAACGCUUUGGUCUUCAGUGACUCAGUAGAGUUGAAGUAAACUGUGUGUAUGGAAAAUGUUAUCAUUCCAUUCCCUACAUCCUUGCACUCUUGCUUAUAGAAAUAUGUGGGAUGUAAAAAAGCACAAAAUAAUUCAUUUAAUUUGGCUUUGUUUUCUAGAUAUUUGAUUCACUGCUUGUAAUUGAGUGUUAUCAUGUACUGUGUGCCCCUAGACUGAGCACGCAGAUAGGCAGCUUCAAGUCUUCUUUUUUUACCAAGGUGUGACACUGAAAAUACAUAGAUAAUUACUCAAGGUUGAUUUCUGCAGAAGCUUCACUCUCAUUAGUUUCUGUUUUAACCCCAGUUCUGGUGAAUAACUAGACUUGGCACAGUUGCUAUUUCUAAGAUAUUCCUUAGCACAAUUUUAUAGCUCCAAGACUUGGAACCAAGAAAAAUAAUCUCUUUUUUAACAGUAUUGAUUUUAAAAAGCUGGAGUUAAAGAUAAUGCAGUAUAGCAAAAUCUGUAUUUUUCUAGCACCUUGUUUACAAAGGUUUCAUUCCUACCUUUUCCCCCUUUCCUUAAAUUCAGUGGGUUUGACUUGCUUAAAAACCAUGAAGGAAUAACUAUUAAAAGAAAGUUUAAAAGAUAUGAUGACUAUUACUGUAAAAUCAUGAGUUAAACAUUAAGCCUCUUUUUAGAUUGUUUCCACUGCCUGUUGCCCAGACAUAUUUUGUCUAACAAGGUGACCUGACAUUUAGUCUCCACUGCUUGUCUCAGCAUUAGUGAGUUGGAGACGGGAGGGAAAUAGCAAAGACAUCCUUCUUUGAAACUUGGAUUAUCACUGUUGUUUUAAGACCCCAUUGCUUGACUUGACCGUCCCAGAUGGCUCCUUAGCAAAGUGACUUUGUGCUGUACUUCUCAGGGUGCUUUUGUUGGCAAAUUUGGAGAGGAAUCUGAAUGGUGAGUAUAUUUCAAUCAUGGUGCAUUAAGCUGGAACCCUGUAGCACCAUGCCUCUUUUAAGAAAGAUUACACUAAAGAGGCAUAAAACAAAAUCUAGCCUUUCAGCGUAAAGAUUUAUGUCUGGUCUCUUGUUAUAUAUUUUUCUGCUCCAUUAGCCUGUGCCAGCUUGGCACAUUGCUGGGUAAUGAUUUGGGAGAAACAUCAUAGUUUUCAUAGAUAUUAGGGCUGGAAGGGACCUUGUGAGAUCAUUGGAUCCAAUCCCCUGCCCAAAGGGCAGGAAAUCAGCUGGGGUCAGAUGACCUCAGCAAGAUAAUCAUCCAAACGCCUCUUGAAUGAGUCCAGAGUAAGUGGUUGCACCACUUCUGGGGGGAGUCUAUUCCAGACUCUGGAGACUCGGAUGGUAAAGAAGUUCUUCCUUACGUCCAGUCUAAAACGGUCUUCCAGCAGUUUGUUUAUUUUAGGAUUUUAUUUCCAAUGCAAUGCUGCAGCCAGCAAAGCAAAUGAAAUCCUGGCUUGCAUCUACCGACGCAUCUCAAGCAAGACCCAAGAUGUCAUCCUCCCACUUUACUCAGCCUUGGUGAGGCUGCAGCUGGAGUACUGCGUCCAAUUCUGGGCUCCACACUUUAGAAAGGAUGUGGAGAAGCUUGAGAAAGUCCAGAGGAGAGUUACACACAUGAUCAGAGUCCAAGAGAACAGGCCUUUUGGGGACAGGCUGAGAGGCAUGGGACUCUUCAGCAUGGAGAAGUGCGGGCUCAGGGGUAACUUGGUGGCAGCCUAUGAGUACAUAAGGUGUGUGCAUCAGGAUCUGAAAGAACGUCUGUUCACCAGGGCACCCCAAGGGAAGACAAGCUCAAAUGGUCAUAAACUGCUAGAAAAACAUUUUAGACAGGACAUAAGAAAAAACCUAUUCCAGUCUCCAGUCUGGAAUAGACUCCCCCCAGAAGUGGUGCAAGAACCUAAUCUGGACACAUUCAAGAAGCGUUUGGCUGAUUAUCUUGCUGGUGUCAUCUAACCCCAGUUGACUUCCUUACUUCCUGAUAACUUACAAACAUGUAACAACUAACAGUCCAGCAUCACAGAAUGAAAAGUCUGGGUGAUAGGGGGAUGACAUUGUAAAUAAAAUAACCAUGGGCUCGAUGACAUUUCCUCCCUCCUCCCCCCUUAUGUUCCUUAAAUUGUGGCUGUAAUCCACCUUUAAAAAGUGGCUCACUCAUAUUGCCACCGUCACCUUGGCUAGGGACAGAAGUUGCACAUAAAUCAGUUUAAGUGAUCAGAAACCGCUUUAAAUCUGUAAUAGAACAGAAGUUCAGCGCACAUAAACCAGUUUCAAAAUGGCUGAAACUAGUUUAAGAUAAACCUGGUUGAAUGUAGUAUCAGACUUAACUGAUUUAGGUCAAACUGGUUUAUGAAACUUCUGUCCCAGACCCCUUCCUGGUUCAAGUUAAAUUAGUUCCCCCAGCAUGGUUUUCAGCCCUGGGCUGGGCUGUGCUGUCUGCUCCAGACAGCAGAACUGGUCCCACCCCUCUGAUCCCUAGCUGGAGCAGUGAGGCCAGGGGCUGGUUUACUGAUCUCACUGGCUGGCUUACUGCCCCUCCCUCCCCCAGGCAAACCCCAGCUGGGGCCUGGGGCCAGGGAGUGGGGAGUUAAACUCACCUUCCCCUAAGUACAGAACAGCUAUGCCCUGCUGGCUUACUUAAUUCUGGCUGUGACUGUGGACUACAAAUCCCAGAGGCAUGUGGAAGCAGGAAGAGGAAGUGAUGAGCAACUCUGCAGAGUCCUGCUGCUGUAAUUGUUUUGUAAAUCCCAAAGACUUGGGAGCAGCAGAAAGAGGAAGUGAACACACAGGCAGAGAGCCUUGCUCUAGUGCACCCAGGCUUCCAGCUUGAGCCAUUGCAGGCAUGUGGCUGCAUUUCCUGAAUCACAAGUGAAUGUCUGCUCAUUUGCUUAUUGGUUCAAUCUUUGCAGCUUCGACUAACCUGCAAAGACUGAAUCAAUUAAUCCUUAGGCUUUUUGACUGUCUGUACUUAGCCCUUAUCUAUUGGCUCAUGCAAGGCUGCAUCUGAGUCUUCCCUGAAAUCUUUCUUCCUCUAGCCCAUCCUUGCUGUCCUCUCUAAAUCCUCCAUUAAUGUCAAACUCCUCAUGUACCUAAAUGCUGUCCUCAGAUGUCCAGGGCACUGGGCAGGGCACAACAAACAAAUGCUCUCUACUCUACUGAUCUGCUUAUUUUCCUUAUUAUAAAUAAGAGCUGACAUUUGAUUUCCCUGACUAGAGUAUUGCUAGCUCUUUACAACUCUAGCAAAGAAAAUCUCCUUUAGAACUGAUCUGACUGCGGUGUGGUAGCAGUGCAUUUCCUAUUUUUCUUUUUACAUACAGAUACUGAGAGCCACAUUGAGGAAGCCUGGAGUGGCGGUGGUAAGAAGGGAGUGUAUUUGGUUCAUUCCUGUAAGGGAUGGCAAAUAGUAGUGUGUUCUUCCGCAACAGCCCAUGGGAUGCUCUUAACUGUAUUAAUGAAUCCCAAACACUGUCCCAUGGAUUCCUUGCCAAGUGAUCGAAAGAUGAAGGAUCUUGUCUGAUGUGGUGGUAAUGCAUAUGUAGCUACAUUAAGGGUAGCCACUGAACCUCAGCUAGUAACCAAGUGGCUUUUGGGUUGUUUUUGAGACUCUCCUUUCCAUGAUUUAGAUUAAUUAUUACAAUAGUUCUUAUUUGCGGCAAUAAAGUACACACAACCAUGUGCUUCAGCUACUCUUCUGGAGAAUGUAAUGCUUUGUAGCCUUUAGGCUGCUUUGGGCAGCAUGUGAAAGCUCCCCUUUCAAUUAAUGUUGGGGUUUGUUAAAACAAGAUUAGCCUAUGUUGCAUCUGUCAGAUGUCGUAUCACAUAUCCUCUUACAAUGCAUCCUUCCUGGUCAAAGGCUUUAUUUAGGACAGUUACAUUGGACGUGAAACAUAUUAGCAGUUCAUGCCAUUGCAUUUUGUUAAGCACUGCCAACAUUUGGCCAAAACUUCUCCUGCCCAGCUUGUUGCUGUACUUUGUGUACUGUACGUUCAGACUUGUGGAUUGUAGAAGAAGGUGGUUAGUAAACCCAAUUGUAGUUAUUGUAAAAUACAAUGUUAUUUCUCUUACAUUAAAACAAUUCAAUAUGUUA
Molecule: messenger RNA, 12178 nt
Organism: Alligator mississippiensis (American alligator)
Lineage: Eukaryota; Metazoa; Chordata; Crocodylia; Alligatoridae
Gene: SYTL5
Product: synaptotagmin like 5
Exons: 18
Coding region: 503-2803 (766 amino acids)
Biological process (GO): intracellular protein transport; exocytosis
Cellular component (GO): exocytic vesicle; plasma membrane
Molecular function (GO): neurexin family protein binding; small GTPase binding; phospholipid binding
Source: RefSeq, a predicted model, not a curated record